AUGGAAGGGCUCAGCAGGGGACCAAUCAAUCGGCAACAUAGCGAUAAACCACAGGUUCCCAAAAGACUUCGGUCAACUUGUGACCGAUGCACGAUGCUCAAAGUCCGGUGCGACAAGAAAAAGCCUCGUUGUGAACGAUGUGAAUCGGUGCAGCAGCCAUGUGUAUAUGGCCCAUAUCGUUGGAAAGGCAGAUCAACAAGAAGCCACACUGGGCUUAACAAAUCCUACAUUCGUUCCAGUGGGCCAGUACCACGGGGGGCUGUAGAGUCUUUCCGGCAGGCAGCGACUCAAAGCACGCCAGCGGGGGAAACUAUGAUCUCAGAGGGUGCUGUAAAUGCGUUGUCCGACCUGCCUUUGUUCCCAGCGCUGGACACUUUAUCGUUCGACUUUCAGGAUGAGAUCGAGGGUAUAUACAUUGGGCUAACCGACGAUGAUGGCAACGAUUUGACGUCUGCGCCUAGUGUAGGAGACUUUAUGGGCCCUGGAGCGGAUCAUGUCUCGCAUCACAUAGAGACUGGGCGCCUAGCUGUCCUAUCCGGAAGUGAACCACAUCCUAUGCUAGACUCGGGCAUAUCCGACUCACAUUUCUCUUCCCCAGGCUCCUGGGCUUCGCGAAACGUUUGCCCAUGCGCUAGUCUAACGUUUGGUGUUCUCCAUGAAAUGUACCGCGCUGAGACCACAUGCGGGAUCGAGACAAGCUCUUAUUUGCCAUCAAGUGACCACAUCCUCAAAAUUAACCGUGCGGCGGUUAAGAAAAUCCAUGAGGUUCUAUCACGACAGUGUACGGAGUGCCAUGGAUACCACAGUAUCCUGCUCUUGGUCGUGGCUAUAAUGUCAAAGAUUUUAUCAUGGUACCAAACCGUCUUUAACCGCAUCAUUCAGUACUCUCCAGCCAAGAGUCCUGGUGACCAAGUUGAGCCUGCCUUUGUGACGCCCAUUCAAUUCGGUGAUUUCGAGCUUGACAUGAAUGCGGAGCAGCGAAUCACAGCACAAUUCUUGCUUUGCGAGCUUGAGCAGAUCAAUAAGGUACUCGCCCUCAUCAAAGACAGUCCACCUAGAACAGCUCAGGAUGGGAGGGACUCGAUGAACACUUUUGUUGGUGCGGUUUGUCAGUUCCUUUCGUCCAACCUAACCGACUUAAUAAGUAACGUGGAUGGAUUUUGUGUGUCUAGGCCAUCGUUUGCUCUUUGUUAG
This is a messenger RNA of Aspergillus alliaceus, 1194 nucleotides long. RefSeq lists its product as uncharacterized. Gene Ontology annotation, molecular function: DNA-binding transcription factor activity, RNA polymerase II-specific; zinc ion binding; DNA binding. The transcript has a single exon. NCBI's taxonomy places the organism in Eukaryota, Fungi, Ascomycota, Eurotiomycetes, Eurotiales, Aspergillaceae. The record is from RefSeq and is a predicted model, not a curated record. Gene Ontology annotation, cellular component: nucleus. The coding region runs from base 1 to 1194 and encodes 397 amino acids. Gene Ontology annotation, biological process: aflatoxin biosynthetic process; regulation of DNA-templated transcription.